This is a messenger RNA of Ceutorhynchus assimilis (cabbage seed weevil), 3222 nucleotides long. The record is from the annotation of a GenBank genome assembly. NCBI's taxonomy places the organism in Eukaryota, Metazoa, Arthropoda, Insecta, Coleoptera, Curculionidae.
ACUCUUCGCCCAAAGCGCGGCUUAGUAACUUUUCGAGUCCGUUUGUUGGUAGCCAAGUCGGUUGGUACCAUUUUUAUAUAGUUUCUUACCUUGUCUACGUCAUACCAAUGGUAUGCGGUGACUCCGAUGGGUACGCGAAGAGUACCAAGUACCCAUAACAGUUAAUUCGGAUUUUGUGGAGUUCAUAGUGGUUUUUAAAUGUUAUCAUUUCGAUUGCUGACUUAAUAAUUUUGAUUUAAUAAUUAUUAUUAAUUCUAUACCUCUCUUGGUACCAUCAACUCAUUGUUUAUAUUAUGGCUGAAAGAUAACAUAAUUGGCUCGAAAUGGUACGUAGUCGUACCCCUUCACAAGGGGGCGGAUCUCAAGGUUUCGAAAUGGAACGAAAAUAUUCGGUACCAUCCAAUCCAGACGCUCGUGCCUUUUCAGGUACUGCUUCCGAAGAUUUACAUGCUUGGUCAAUUUAUCGCCAAAAUCUAAAUUCCGACUUUACGGACAGCGCAUUGGGUUCCACAGACAAAAGUCCUUUGCCGUAUGGUAAUUUUCAACUUAGAGAUACCACGGUACAAUCGAUUUUAUCGCAUCCAAGAUAUGGACCCAAAUCGACUUUGGGUUCAAACAUGUACACGUACCUGAAAUUUGGUUUGCCCCGAGUAUUUCCACCGAACCAUAAUGGUUCUAGUAGAUCGGGACGUGGUACUCCGCAGCAUUUUAUUAGAAACUCAUCGGCAAGACCAAAAACAAGGAGUCAAAAAAUGGGUAGUCGAGGACCAAGAGAAGGUUCGUCGGGUUAUGAUAGUAGCGACAACGAGACAUCGAAUCAAUACAAGCAAAACAGGAAGUACCGAUCUGAUCCGGAUUUCCGUAUUCAAAACGCCCAUCCUACCUAUCAUCAUGGGGAUUCGCACCCUCAUCCGGUUCUUCCUCUAGCUGCGAUGCACCAAGGAGGUAUCAGACCAACCCGAGGUAUUCCGCAACAGCAGCAACAAUGGAACCGACACAAAAGUGUUUCAGAAGCAAACUUGCUUGCCAUGGAAUACCAUAGAGCCUACCAUCCAAACUCACCUCAGCAUAUACGUGAUCCUAGACGAGCCAGUGUGGCUGAAUUUGGAAUGCAUCACAAUCAUGAUGUUGUUGAUCACAGUGUAUUGAGUCAUAUAAGUAAGCCAAUCUCCAAAGCCGAAAGCCAGUUUUCAAUACCGGCCUCAAGAAAAGGCCCUUCAGUAAUAAGAUCAGACUAUACAGCACCAGAAGAAGACGUAACACCCAAUUUCAUCUAUCCGCACUUGCAGGCCAAUCAAAUAAGCCUCUGGCCUUCUGCUUCAAAUUCGUGCUUUAGCUCUAAAAACCAUUUGCUGGUAAGCGACGCUUCUUUUGAGGCUAGAGGUGGAGAUUUGCUGGCUAUUAUGUCAACCUCGGAAUUAGAAGGUACUGCUCUAUUGGAUUUGGUGGCUGGAAGAAGGUGCCCGGUCCAAGGCGAGGUACUACUCAACGGACAAAGGGUACGACCGAGUUUGCUUAGGGAUCGUGUGGCUUACGCUCAAAGCGAUCCGAAUUUGUGCAUGGAUAUGACUGCAGUGCAAAUAAUGAGAUUUCAUUACGACCUGAAAAACCCAACCGAAAAACUUGGAUACCUCAAAAUCGAUUCCACAGACAGAAUAAAUCUUCUAAUAGAAGAACUGGGCUUAGAACAAGUCCGCAACACAAAAGUAUCUUCAAUGACAAUAUCGGAAAGACGCCGGCUCAACGUGGCCUGCCAUUUGCUCCAAGACACUGAUAUUGUUGUCUUGGAUCAACCUACAAGAGGAAUGGACAUUUUUGAUACGUUUUUUCUUGUAGAGUAUCUUCGUCAAUGGGCCAGUGGUGGAGCAGGUGGCAGUUCACUAGGAAGAAUAGUGAUUUUAACUCUUCAUCCACCCACUUAUGAAAUCUUCAUGAUGCUAUCCAGGAUUCUGUUGAUUUCAGCUGGUAGAGUUAUGUUUAGCGGACGGAGAAGGGACAUGUUGCCAUAUUUUGCUUUAGUUGAUUAUCCUUGUCCCAAUUUUAAAAACCCAUCAGAUUAUUAUUUGGAUUUGGUGACAUUGGAUGAUUUAUCAGCUGAAGCUAUGUUGGAAUCAUCUCAAAGAAUUGAGCAGUUAGGUGAGAUUUUCAGGCAAAAGCAGCCUCCUUUGAGCGAUCCAGGACCUCCAUCUGCUCUUCCAAUGGCAGUCAAGCGAUCUAAUUUUUUAGUGCAAGCUUUUGUACUAUUUACAAAAUCCAUGGUUUAUACACAACCAAACACUUUCAUAAAAUGGCUCACUUUAGUGAUGAUGUCGGCGUCGUUGUCCUUAAUAUUAGGAGCUAUUUUUUGGGACGUUCCCAAUACAGAUCCUCAAUUAAUUUUAAAUGAUAGAUUAGGUUAUCAUUACGCAGUGAUGUGCAUAGCACCAUGGCCUCUACUUCUCUAUAUGACUCUAAAUGAAGUGAAUAAUAAUCGGAAGACUGUUGAAAGGGACAUGGAAGAUGGUUUGUACGGAAAAUUAAUUUAUAUUUUAACUAAGACUGUUAUUAAUUUAUUCCCCUCAUUAUUCAUUUGGCUAAUAUACUCAAUACCCAGUUAUUCAAUGUGCGGCCUUUACAUGCAAAAUUUGAAUAACUACGACGGCUUUUACAUCUAUAUUGGCAUAAUGCUAAUGUAUUUAAGCUGUUUACAAUCGGUGCAAUUGGCUCUAAUUUACUUACUACCUUGCUCUAAUGCUGCCACAAUUAUAGCCAGUAUUAUUUCUACAAUUUGCUUCUUGGUUGGAGGAUACGUGUUACAUUAUAAGGAUAUGCCAAUGUAUAUAGGCUGGUUGCGAUAUUUAAGCCCAACUUCAUGGCUAAUGCCUUAUGUACUCAACAGAGAACUUAGUCCUGAGGCAAUCGAAAGCAGUUCAGUAACUCCUUUAUGUAGAAAUAAACAAGUCCAACAUCAAGACAUUAUAGUUCAGCUACCAUGUCCUCCACCAAAUGGUACCCAAGUACUAUUCAAUUAUGGUUAUUUAACGUUUCAACAUGAAGUUUUUGAUUAUGGGAAUAUUUCCAUUGCCAUGCUAGUGUUUUAUUUAAUAUUUUUCGUUGUGGCUUGUUGCGGGUUCUUGUGCAAUUGUGGACGAACAAAGUCGAAAAGAGGCAAUAUUAGUGAUAGUAACAAACCUUAAAUUAAUAUGUAGUUUGAAAAUGUAAAUAUAUGAUAAGUAAUUUCAA